GCCUGUGUGAAUCAAAUAGAUCCACUCUAGCAGCUAGCUCUAUCUGUAAGGACAAGCCUCCCUGACAGACCAGCUGGUCACAGAUUCAGUCGACCGGAGUGAAGUAAACUCUUCACCACUAGAUUUCAGUAGCAGUCGUGAGUCGGACAGCGAGGGGGUAGGGCCGCCAAAAAUGUGUCAGUGAUAAGAGAAUACUUUGGAGUUCGGAGGUGUUGCUGGACGUGUUGGUCAUCGCAUGUGUCGCUUCUGUCGUUCAUUGACAUCGUGUGGUCCUUUUGACUGACUUUCGUUCCUCCAAGUAUCGUUUUAACUUACUGUUUUACCAUGGCUGCCUUCAGCUGAUAGUCUAGACUUCUCACCGGUUACAAGGCAGCGUGCCGCUGGGAAUGUAGGUGAACGGUCACCGCGGCAAGUGAAGUGCGUGGAGGCUAGAUUAAACAACACUUUUCUCCCUUGACGAGUAUCCCGAAAAUCCAGUGCAAUGUCUUUGGUGUUCACGCGACCGAACAGCAACGCUAUUGGGAAGAAGGACAAGCGAUUGAUGGCCGAGGUGAACGCGUCGCCCCUCAAGCACUUUGUGACGGCCAAGAAGAAGAUCAAUGGCAUCUUCGAGCAGCUGGGGGCCUACAUCAAGGAGAGCUCCGCCUUCCUGGAGGAGACGUAUAAGAAUGAGGAGCUGGACCCGGUGACCACCGAGGAGCAGGUGGCGGAGGCGCGCGGCUACCUGUCCAAGGUGGCCGGCAUCGGGGAGGUGCUCGCUCGCAGGCACAUGAAGGUCACCUUCUUUGGCAGGACGAGUAACGGCAAGAGCUCGGUGAUCAACGCCAUGCUGCAUGACAAGGUGCUGCCGUCGGGCAUCGGCCAUACCACCAACUGCUUCCUGCGGGUAGAGGGCACCGACGGCAACGAGUCCUUCCUGCUCACCGAGGGCUCGGAGGAGAAGAAGAGUGUCAAGACGGUGAACCAGCUGGCCCAUGCUCUGCACCAGGACGAGGAUCUGGACGCGGGGAGUCUGGUGUGCGUCAUGUGGCCCAAAGCCAAGUGUGCCCUGCUCAGAGACGACCUGGUGCUUGUGGACAGCCCUGGCAUUGACGUCACCACGGAGCUGGACAGCUGGAUCGACAAGUUCUGCCUGGACGCCGACGUCUUUGUACUGGUGGCCAACUCUGAAUCCACGCUCAUGCAGACCGAGAAGUCAUUUUUCCACAAGGUGAACGAGCGGCUGUCCACCCCCAACAUCUUCAUCCUCAACAACCGCUGGGACGCCUCCGCCAAUGAACCAGAGUACAUGGAGGAGGUGAGGAGGCAGCACAUGGAGCGCUGCACCAGCUUCCUGGUGGAGGAGCUGAAGGUGGUGGAGAGGGCCCAGGCCAGCGACCGCAUCUUCUUCGUCUCCGCCAAGGAGGUGCUGCAGGCCCGCGUGCAGAAGGCCCAGGGCAUGCCGGAAGCAGGUGGCGCUCUGGCGGAAGGCUUCCAGGCUCGCAUGUUUGAGUUCCAGAACUUUGAGAGGCGAUUUGAGGAGUGCAUCUCUCAGUCGGCGGUGAAGACCAAGUUUGAGCAGCACACGGUGCGAGCCAAGCAGAUCUCAGAGGCCCUCAGACUCAUCAUGGACUCUGUACAUGUGGCCGCUCAGGAACAGAGGAUCCACUGUCUGGAGACGAAGGAGGAGAGGGAAGACCGGCUGGAGUUCAUCGACAAGCAACUGGACCUCCUCACACAGGACUGCAAGACCAAGAUCAAGAAGAUUACUGACGAGGUGGAGAAACAGGUAUCGAACGCCAUGGCGGAGGAGAUCCGGCGGCUCUUUGUGCUGGUCGAUGAGUUCCACAUGGACUUUCAUCCCUCUCCUGUGGUCCUGAAGGUCUACAAGAACGAGCUCCACCGGCACAUAGAGGAGGGUCUGGGCAGGAAUAUGUCGGAGAGAUGCACCACUGCCAUCACCAGCGCACUGCAGAACACACAGACCGAGAUGAUCGACGGCCUGAAGCCUCUGCUGCCGCUGCAGGUGCGUGAGCAGGUGGAGCGCUUCGCCCCGCGCCAGUGCUUCUCGCUCUGCUACGACCUCAACUGCGACAAGCUGUGCGGAGACUUCCAGGAGGACAUCGGCUUCCACUUCUCUCUGGGCUGGACCAUGCUGGUCAACCGCUUCCUGGGCCCCAAGAACACACGCCGGGCACUCAUGGGAUACAACGACCAGGUGCCGCGGGCGUUGGCCAUCACCCCGGUGAGCACCAGCAUGCCCCCCUUCCCCCAGGGCUCCGUCACCCAGGAGGAACUCAUGGUCUCCAUGGUAACAGGCCUGGCAUCCCUCACCUCGCGCACCUCCAUGGGCAUCAUCGUAGUGGGAGGAGUGAUCUGGAAGGCGGUGGGCUGGCGUCUCAUUGCCCUCUCGGUGGGCCUGUAUGGUCUGAUGUACGUGUACGAGCGGCUGACGUGGACCACCAAGGCCAAGGAGCGCGCCUUCAAGAGGCAGUUUGUGGACUACGCCAGCGAGAAGCUGCAGCUCAUCGUCAGCUACACCGGCUCCAACUGCAGCCACCAGGUCCAACAGGAGCUGGCGAGCACCUUUGCGCAGCUGUGUCAGCAGGUAGACGUGACGCGCCAGAACCUGGAGGAGGAGAUCCAGGACAUGAACAACAAGAUCGAGCAGCUGGACACCCUGCAGAGCAAAGCCAAACUGCUACGGAAUAAAGCGGGCUGGCUGGACAGCGAGCUGAACAUGUUUACCCAGCAGUACCUGCAGCAAGGCCGAUAAGACUUCACUAGCGCCAGAACAACAGAUAUAUGAAGAAGGAGGAGGAGGAGAGAAGAAGAAAAAGAAGAAGAAGAAGAGGAGGAGGAGGAGUGUGCAGGAGAGAUGUCAGGCUGAAUAGUUUCAGACUCUCCUCCAGCCUGCUCACCACCCUUAACUCUCCCCCUCUCUCUCUCUCCAUUUUACUCUCUCUCACACACACACAAACACACUCUCACACACUAUCCAUCCUCUCCUCACCCUUCCCACAUCUCUCCCUGCCUACCUGCCUGUUGACUGAGCUGGCUGCCCAUGUCUCCUGUAUUCCCCCUGGGCUCCACAGGACUCAGGAGUGGCCUCCUCUGGCUGCACCCUUACAAUCCUCCUCCCUCUUGCCUUGGAGGAUGCCUGUCUCUCUUCUCCUCUCCCAUCACUUUGCCUGUCCUUACGCGUGCCGUUACCUUUCCUGACAGAAGAAGAAAAAGAAGAAGAGGAAGAGGAAGACAAGAAAAACAAGAACAAGAUUAAGACACAGUAGACAAAUAAUGGGGUUCUAUGCACCUUCGGUGCUCGGGCCCUAAUGCUAAUGGUUUUAGCCUCUGUCAGUCUGGGCAAAGGGAGGAUUAUGAAGGGAGUGCGCCCCCUGGUGUCUGGGCUAUAUACACCUCUAUGUUGUCCAUGUGACUUUGCGUUGCCAUGUUCUGCGGGGCUUUUUUCUUUUUUUCUCUGCUACGUGUGUGGGUUUUGUUUUCUUUUUAGGACACAGAAUUCCAUAGUAUACGAAAGACCUGUAACAAUGACUAUUAUAUUAGUAAUUUAUUCUAUUGUUAUUGUAUGGUAUCACUGUCUGUGCGUGUGCGUGUGUGAGUGAAAGGCUCGCUGAAAUCAGUAGGCUCAAGUCUGACAAGAGGUCACUGGGUUUGCGAGUGACAGGAAGUGUGUCUUGCUCCUCCCCCCAACCCAAUCAGAUGAAGGUUCUCUACACAUCCCGCCCCCUUGAAGUUUUCUGGCCUCUUCCAGCAUAUUCAUUUAUGUAUAAUCAAGUUGGCCGCCAAUACUAUUCCGCUCAUGGGCCAGUUUGUAUCUUCGGUGCGCUGGGCUCCAGGGGUUUAGACGGGUGAGGUAGCAAGGCACCUGCAAUCGUCACAGGUGACAGGUACGGUUUAAGCUUUCGUGUGGUGUGCACUGGUAUGUGUGUAGAGCUAGGCAAGUAGGGUAGCUGCAUCGAUGGCAAGGAAGGUAGCCAAUGGUGAAUGGCCUGUUUUGAGGUUUUGUUGCAUUGUUUUGUUUUUAUCUGUCUGUUAUUCGUUUGCUGGCGGGCCCAUCCUAAGUGUAUGCCAGCGCUGUGCACAGGUUGGUUGCCUUGGUGUUCAGAGCAUCAUAUCCCCCCCCCCCCCCCCACUACUGUACAUGUCCGCACACAAUCAGCUCUGCUUAAUGUGCGUGUGCGUGUGUGUGUGUGUGUGUGUGUGUGUUAGGAGAGCGAAUGGGUUGCUGUAAAGGAGAGUGGGGUUGGGUCCUGCGCGGAGAUGGCAGGGUCAAGGGUCAUGUUUGGGCCUUUUCUGGGUCUGGUGGUGAGGCUUUGCUGAUUCCAGUUUGAGGGCAGGGGUGCAUUUCUGGAACGCGUAGUUGUUAGCAGUUAGCAACUUGGUUAGUUGCCAAUGGGAAAUUGCAUUGCAACCAACAAAGUAGCUAAUCGAGAGCUUUCGAGAAAUGCACCCCUGGAUGGAACUCAGACAUGCACUUAGGGUAAAGCCAUUAGAGACGUGGUCCACUGAUGGGAGGAGGAGAACGAGAGGAGGAGAGGGGGAUAGACUUGUGAUUUGAGAGACAAUUAAACAUUUCCAUCCUCUAACGCAGUAGACAUCCCAUGCAGUCCUGUCCAGCCAUAGCGUUGCCUUUCUUUAUGGAAAUGUUUGUUUAUUUUUCUUUAUUUUUCCUUCAGUGAACUAAAAGCCAGGAAGCGCAUAAAUACUGCCACUGAUUUGGUUUGAAAUUAGUUUUUCCCCCUCAAAAUGUGUCAUUUUGUUUAUUGUUUAUUUGCUUUAUGCCACAGUCAUACUUGGGGAGUAUUGGAAUCAGAGUGGGUAAAACGGAUGCAUGUAAAAUAGUACAGCUGUGUAAGGAGACUGAUAUGAAAUGAGUAGUUUGGUGAUGCUUACUACAACACCUGUGGAUGGAAGUUGAAUCAGGAUUAGAUAGAGUGGUGUGUGCGACUGUGUGUGUGUGUGUGUGCGACUGCGUGUGUGUGUGCGACUGCGUGUGUGUGUGCGACUGCGUGUGUGUGUGCGACUGCGUGUGUGUGUGCGACUGCGUGUGUGUGUGCGACUGCGUGUGUGUGUGCGACUGCGUGCGUGUGCGUGUGCGUGCGUGCUUUAGUGUGCCUGUCCUGCUGGUGUGUGCCAACAUGUUGAGAGCGUCAUCUGAAGAGGUCUUCAGAGGAGAAGAUAUUAUGUGCACUUUAUUUCUCUUUAUAUUAUUUUGAGCUGCUUUAAAACACUCUUUCAUUCGCCUCAAUUUGUGCAUGUGUGUAUUAUUAUUUUUUAAUGGGAAGAAAGAGGCGUGAAAAGAUCUAGCACUCUACUGAUCUAGUAGGAUGUAAUGUUGAAUAGGCAUGCUUUCCCCUUGUCAUAUAAAUAAAUGCAUUGUAACAUCGUGAAUGUCCAUAAAACUGAAAAAUAAUAAAAGAACUAAGUUAAGAAAUUA
Molecule: messenger RNA, 5437 nt
Organism: Engraulis encrasicolus (European anchovy)
Lineage: Eukaryota; Metazoa; Chordata; Actinopteri; Clupeiformes; Engraulidae
Gene: mfn2
Product: mitofusin 2
Exons: 18
Coding region: 482-2755 (757 amino acids)
Biological process (GO): mitochondrion localization; mitochondrial fusion
Cellular component (GO): mitochondrial outer membrane
Molecular function (GO): GTP binding; GTPase activity
Source: RefSeq, a predicted model, not a curated record